Messenger RNA from Centruroides sculpturatus (bark scorpion), 1369 nucleotides. RefSeq lists its product as uncharacterized. Lineage: Eukaryota; Metazoa; Arthropoda; Arachnida; Scorpiones; Buthidae. The transcript is spliced from 4 exons. The record is from RefSeq and is a predicted model, not a curated record. The coding region runs from base 156 to 689 and encodes 177 amino acids.
AGAUUCUGAAAUUAUAAUAAAAAAAGAAUCCAAAAUUCUUCAUUAAAUUCCCGUUUUUUUAACGCGUAACAAACGAAUUCAACAAUUGAUGUUGUUGUUGUUGUUGCGUAGUUUUGCUCUUGGACGAAGAGUGCGAUUUGGAAAGCGAUUCGAAGAUGUUUUUUGAUGGUAGAGAGUAUCGACCCCUGCCCCAUCCUCAUGGGGAGGGAUUGGAUGUGGAUGUGCGAAGAUUCGUCAGUCCACAAAAUUUGGAUUAUGUUAAGUUUCGAGGCAGAAAGUUGAAGAAAGGCCUCUCGAAGCAGUACGAACCCUCGCCCGGUGCUUUCGAAGGUUUGGACGUUUUUGAAAAUAACAUCAAGCCUGCUUAUAGAAAAGCUGUGAUGAAGGUUCGACCAAUCUGUCAAACGGCCUGCCAACGUUUUAACAGUUUGAGAUUGGUCGAAGAUGUGGAAGAUGAAGGAGUGAACAAUAGAGAGAGCGUGAUUCCUCCACGAAGCACCAAAGAGAACGAAGACCCGACAAAGCACGAAGAUUGCGUGCAAGAUAAUCCUGGCCAUUACAGGGAUAGAAAUACAUUGAAGAAAGUCGGGUCGUUCUUUAAGAGCAUGUGGAAACCCGUUAAGAGAUCCGUGCAGAAGGUGUGUAAAAUGGCCAGAAGUGGAGAAUGCGAGUACGUUCGGUUCGAGUAAGGAUCUCUUUGCUUCCAUCUGUCAAAUUCGACAAUAAGAUCUGCUCUGUGAUUUGCUGGAUCUGGGCCGAGUUGGCUAAUUGUAAGUGUGUAUGGCAACUUUAUUGUAUUCUACACCAAACACUUGGGAGAUUUUACGGUCUGGGUUUAUAAAUUGACACAAUAUCUAACCGCGAUUUCAUAAUAACCCGCAAUUAAUGGCCGGACAACAGAAAAAAUGGAAAUAUUUAUGUACGGUAUUAGCGUGGAAAUGUAUUAUAUUUUGAUGCGAUCGAUUUCGAUGCGAUUACAGAAAAGCCACGUUUUUAGGGUAUCGGGCAUACAUAGCCUGUAUAUUCCUGUCCAAGUACUCACAAUAAUACAUCCUGGGUAUAAGUUGCUGGUCUCUUGACACAGCGAAAGCAAUGGUAUAAAUGAACGUAGAAAUUAAAUUAUCCAGUAAUCUUACGUGAUUACGCGGACGGGAACAUGUUAAAAUAAUGGAAUUGACAAUGACAUAUUUGAUACAUACAUGACACGUGGCAGUAUGCAAUUAAUUGCGGUAAGCAAUAUCAUUUGGCACGUAACUUUAUUUCCAUUUUAGAAGGAAAUAAUAUUCUUAAUUUUGUUUUCAUUUAAAAAUAUUCAAAAAAUAACAAAAAGAAAUGAUAAAGUUUAAAAAUUAAUAAAUAAAAUCUAAAA